GAGCUGUUACCUGUGAGUGAGUGCGUGUGUAGAAGACGGGCGCGGUAGCGCGUGUGAACAGUUUUAUUCUUUAGAUGCUGGACUAGUCACGUGAGCAUGGAGAAGACUCGGUCUGUGGUGUCGGAGGGGCAUCAUGCUGACCGGAAGUGGCCCUUACCGGGAAAACGGCACGCGGUCAAGCGGCAUCAUCACAAACACAACCUGAAGCACAGGUACGACUUCCUGGAGACUCUGGGCAAGGGAACAUACGGCAAAGUGAAAAAAGCUGUGGACAGGACGGGAAAACUGGUGGCCAUCAAAUCUAUUAGGAAAGAAAACAUUAAAGAUGAACAGGACCUUAUUCACAUCAGGAGAGAGAUUGAGAUCAUGUCGUCCCUCAAUCACCCCUACAUCAUCACCAUAUAUGAGGUGUUCGAAAAUAAGGAUAAGAUUGUGAUUGUGAUGGAGUACGCCAGUAAAGGAGACUUAUUCGACUACAUCUGUGAGAGGCACAUCUCUGAGUGUGAGGCCCGACACACCUUCAGACAGAUCGUCUCAGCUGUGCACUACUGCCACCAGAACGGCAUCGUGCACCGAGACCUGAAACUGGAGAACAUCCUGCUGGAUGCAAAUGGAGACGUGAAGAUUGCUGAUUUCGGUCUGUCGAACUUGUACCGGAGAGAUGAAUAUCUGCAGACGUACUGUGGCAGCCCGCUGUACGCCUCUCCAGAGAUCGUUAACGGACGACCGUAUAAAGGACCAGAGGUGGACAGUUGGUCUCUGGGCGUCCUCCUGUAUGCUUUGGUGCAUGAAGCCAUGCCGUUUGACGGCCAAGACUACAAAACGCUGGUGCAACAAAUCAGCAGGGGAGACUACCGCAAACCCACCAAGCGAUCAGAUGCAUGUGGUUUGAUCCGCUGGAUGCUGAUGGUAAACCCUGACCGCAGGGCCACUUUAGAGGAGAUUGCAGGCCAUUGGUGGGUUAAUUGGGGCUAUCAGCGUCCUCUCCUUACUGAAAAUGAAACAACGGUGGGAACAACAACAACAACAACUAUUUCCAUGUCGUCACAAACAAGCAACUCUGCACGAAUCACCGACUGGCUUCGAAGAACCUCUCGGCCUCUGCUGCACAGCGGCUCGAAAAUGCGCUGCCUUCUGCGUCCAGGAGGAGGAGUCGCAGGAGACGCACCGAUCGCUCGUCAACGAUCGAUUCGCAGGUCACGCAAAGAAAAUAACGUCACUCAGAUACAAGAGAACACUGUGCCGAAGCCAUUUAAAGGCAUCCUGAAAAAACGUGGCAGCUUAAAACAGAAGCAGUGUGGUGAGCCUCAGAUUCCACCAGUGGAAGAAAAAAUAACAAAUGUAAUCGUAUCACUGCCUGUGAUCCAAACUCCACCUCCACCCUCAGGCCCACCCCCUCGCAAGGGAAUCCUGAAGAAGCCUGUAGAGAGGGAAUCGGGUUAUUACUCCUCAUCAACUGAAAGCAGUGAUUCCACUCAAACACCCCACAUUGAGCUGUGCACUACGAUGCCACCACGAUUUAAAGGAAUCCUUAAGAGUAACGGAAAAUUUUCCUCUGGUGUUUUGCAAGAGUUCGGCUCGCUGGACCAGCUAGCAGCAUCCCUUCCACCAGGGGGUGUCCGAUCUCGUCCCAGCAUGGCCAUCAGUGAGGACAGCAUCCUUUCAUCAGAAUCCUUUGAUCGAUUAGACCUGCCUGACCGCUGUGAACCCGCAAUGAAGGUGGAUCGUCUAGCAGCGGGUGGCUCCAUGCGUGGCAGCGUUUCAGCCGACAAUCUACUCGACCUGAAGGACAGCAGGGAAGAAUUAUGGGAUACAGGCAAGAUGGGAGAAAGCACCUUCUCCAUCACAGACCGUGAAAACGUGACUGAACUCUACAAGUCUGCCUGUAACGGAACCCACAUUAGCUGUGUUUCUUGACGAUCCGUUUGAGGACAUGCUCUGAUUCUCAGUGGAGAAGAAAUGGAUGUGGAGACAGCAGACUUAACACAGGAAAUGAUAAGUGGUGGAAGUGGAGCAAACUAAACUAGAACAGUUUAAGGGAGCAGUGUUUGUCAGUAAAGAAAGGCAAAAUGUGCUAAGUUGAUGCUCUUUGAGAGGCGAUUCUCCUUCUAAACAUUUCUUUAAAUACAUUUUUGACUCUGUGGCUGGAGCCGCUCUAGACUGGGGCCGUGAUUUGUGAGACAUAAGCAUGAAGCAAAAGAACCAAAGAAAAUAGACAUUUUAAAGAAGACAUAGGUAACAAUCAGACUACAGACCUUUUGGUUUAUCGUCUGCAGCUCAGAGUCCGUUAGUGAUAAGACAUUCAUGACAUUGUAAAAUACAACAAAGUUUAUUAACCUUGUUAAUGAUUAAGCUUUUAAGACGGAUGGUGAUCAGACUCCCUCUGGAACACCAGAUCAGACAGUUAUUUAUUGUCUUUUUAAUGAACCUCAUGAUAUGGAUUAGUAGCUGUAAAUAAACUGUAGUAAAAGUGUUUGUGUAAGAGGUACUCACUCAAUGAGGCCUCGAAGUAAAAAUGAGUUUAUGAGAUUGUAUUUUAGUUUUUUAAUAGUAAUUUUAUUUCCAUGACAAUUCAGAAUGCCAUAUUGGUCUCGUGUUUAUUCUGUUUCACACUCAUGCAGUUCUGUUUAACUGGAAAAUGGCCAACAGUGCAAACAUGUGAUGCGUCUUUUAGACCAUCUUCUGCCGACGCAGACAAUCUGUACGUGUAUUAAACAAAUCCUGUACCAUUGUAGGGUCACGGCCUUAAACACUGCUGGCCUGAUCUUUUGUAAGAUGCACUGAAACCGAUACUGGAUCUGAGUGUCAAUAAAAACUCGCGAGCACAAACAA
This is a messenger RNA of Tachysurus fulvidraco (yellow catfish), 2832 nucleotides long. RefSeq names its product NUAK family, SNF1-like kinase, 2 (gene nuak2). The transcript has 6 exons. Gene Ontology annotation, cellular component: cytoplasm. The record is from RefSeq and is a predicted model, not a curated record. Lineage: Eukaryota; Metazoa; Chordata; Actinopteri; Siluriformes; Bagridae. Bases 97 to 1917 code for a protein of 606 amino acids. Gene Ontology annotation, biological process: intracellular signal transduction; protein phosphorylation; microtubule cytoskeleton organization. Gene Ontology annotation, molecular function: tau-protein kinase activity; ATP binding; protein serine/threonine kinase activity.